Molecule: messenger RNA, 1350 nt
Organism: Glarea lozoyensis ATCC 20868
Lineage: Eukaryota; Fungi; Ascomycota; Leotiomycetes; Helotiales; Helotiaceae
Exons: 1
Coding region: 1-1350 (449 amino acids)
Biological process (GO): RNA catabolic process; ribonucleotide metabolic process
Cellular component (GO): ribonuclease H2 complex; nucleoplasm
Source: RefSeq, a predicted model, not a curated record
AUGGCAAAAACUCGAGGGAGACCAGCAGCCAGUGCUGAGAAAGAUACGACGGACUCGAAGCCCAUCGCAACUGGACAAAAAACGCCGUUGAAAGCCGAGGUCUCCAAUCCGCCACAACUAUUUAUUCUCCCAGAGAACCUCGGCCAGGAAGCACGGAUUGUACAGCUUGAAAAUGCACGACAGUCUACAAACAGUUCUUAUCUUGUCUGCCCUGAGACUGGGUUUUAUGAAUUCACUCGAAUUGCUGCGCCAAAAUCCACACCUCGAAGUUGGUUGCUUUCCCAAGGAUUGGAUACGCCCGAUAAUAUAGCAAAGGGAGAGGAAGGAGCCGAGUCAAAAUUGGUCAACAACAUCUCAAAUGAUGGUUACGUCUUGCGGAAUGCCAACUUAUUAGUGGCGACUCCAAUUGACUCAUUAUUUCUGAUGCUUCCGGCAUUAACUUCCAAAUCAGAGACGAAAGGCGCCGAAAAGAAGUUGUUUCUCUCGGGAGAAGAUUACCUGGAAAAACUGGCAUCGGAUUCGCCAGAUAUUAGACCGCUUUUGAAGAACGAAUCGGUCAGGGUCCUUUUGGAAAAAAGGAUGGCAGCGAUUUGUGAUACAGUCGAUGCAGGAGAUGAAACCAUGUACCGGAUCAGUGAGGAGAAGCUGUUAAUAGAGCUAAUGAAAAAGGCCGAGAGAAUGGUCAUGAAUGGAUUGACACCUAGUUUGGAGGAGAAGUUUGUCAAGAAGGCCCUUGAUGUGCCAACCCCGCUAGUGAUUGUCGAAGAAGAGGUGACCAAAUCGACACUUUCGACGCCUCAAGCGGAAACCCCAGACACGCAAUCAACAACUCUCUCGGGAGAAAGCUUAGCCACUUCGUUCUCAGAAGCUUCGACAGCCGCUACAUCAUUCUCCGAGGAAUCUUCUAUUACGACUACCAAGGUUGUCAUACAGCCCGUCGAACCAUCAAUUGAAGCGCCGGAAGGAGUUGCAGAUCUCUUAAGGUUACGAACUGCACUUUCUUUCAUCUGUUCAAAAUAUCUUUCUCCCAAAAUAAGCGAAACCAUCAAGUCGCUUGCCAAUUCCUCAGCUUCGGCUAAAGACUUUACACCUCUUGAUAAUCACCUCGCCCAUUUAGCAAAAUUACGCCAGGAAGCCCUUGCAACAAGGUCAUUGGGCGAUGCUUCGCGGAAGCGGUGUUUCGAUGACGAGGAUGAAGAAGGGAACGGCGAGAGUCGAGCCGAGAAGAAACGUAAGAAGGAAGAGGAGGAGAAGAGAAAAAAGGCCGGGGAGAGCAGAGGUGUGAAGAACCUGAAGAAGGUUAAUGUUAGCGGUAUGAAAAAGAUGAGCGACUUCUUCAAGAAGAAGUGA